AACAGGAUCUCAUUAGUGUUAAGGAUUAGAUUAGUGUGUAUGGCAGCAUUUUGCUGCAUCCCUUUUAGCUUGACUGCUGAUUUAAAAUUUUCCUGAAGCAAAGUCAUGGGAGAGAUCUUUGUCAUUGCAGACCAUCCCCCAUGUUACUGCCUCUUAUUGCCCAGUGACCCGAAUGGUUCGUCCAGUGUGAAUGUUCCACAGCCAUCUUAAUCAAAUGGGGAAAAAUAGACUACAGUAAAGCUCAAGUAGCGUUCUGUCUGGCCCUGUCAUGGUCCACUUUCUCCAUCGUAUGGAUUCCGUCCAGAAAUGGCACCGCUCUCAGAAGGUCACAGCCAGACUGUCCAGUCAGCUGCCAAUGACAUUCUGUCGUCUUAUUGGCCAGUCUCUGAGCUCCCCCUCCCUCUGCACUUUUUCUCUCCUCCAUGUAAACGUGCAGGAAGCUAAUAAUGCUCCUCCUCCUCCAUGCAAGACUGUGCUCCCUGAGGAUGUUCAUUUGCUGUUCCUCUCACUUGUAACUGCUUUAGCUUUUUUCCUUCCCCUCAAUCCAUCAGGUGACGUAGAGCACCCACGCUGAGGAUGAGACAGAGAGAGACUCAACCCAACUCCUGUAUGACGAAGCCCAUGUGACAAACACCACGCGCUGCAACAGCUUUAUCGUCCCCUCCCUUCCUCCCCUCACAUCUCUCCUCCUCUUCCCUCGUUCUCCUCACAACUCACUGCGUUGUGCUCACUGUGCCGUUCUUCACCUCUCUUUUGGGAAUGAGGCAGUUGUCUGGUGUCUUGUGUGAUGGAGAAGAUUUAACUAAAAGAGCCAAAAGCUUGCACUUUCUAUUCACGCAGCAUGGCUCCUGCGAGGCCUCUGUGUAAACAUCUCCACCGUGACUAACUGAGCUGAGAGGUCGCUGGUUAAGAAGGAGAACGACGGAGCUUGGAAGAGUGGUAGGAAGGUGAAGAGACAGAUUGUUCCUUCAAUCAAGUGAAGCAGAAGAAGAACAUCACUGAGAGACAGCGGAAUACUGAAGCUGUGGUGACGGAGAGGGGGGCGUGUGGAAAACUCGCUGGAUGAAGGAAGCAGACUGGCUGUCCCUUCCCUGGCGUGAUGGAGUGAGACGAGGAAUGAGGGUGGAUGGUGAGAGCGGGCAGCAGCAGCAGCAGUGGAGGGGCAGGAGGAGGAGGAGGUGCGGGGGGAGGUGGUGGAGCAGGAGGUGGCCGGAGAGGCAGGAGCAAGUAUCGCUCGCGGAGGCGAGUCUCCAGUUCUUCGCUGGCUGAGCGGCUUAGCUGCCAUAGUGGCGAGAAAAUGUCACCCAGCAUUAAGAAGUUGGACUGUUUCUCGCCCAUGCUGUGCCACUGCAAAGUGGCCUGUACGAACAGCACCAUCUCGCUCAUGUUUGGAUGCAAGAAGUACAGACACCAUGAUGAAGACACAGGAUCUCCACAGGAGCAGAGCUCGCCCCAGUUCACUGAUGAGGCUCCUGGGCCAGAGCUGGUUCAAGUGGCUGAGAAGAACCUCUCCCAGAUUGAAAAUGUCCACGGUUAUGUGGCACAUGCACACAUCUCUCCAAUGAAGGUUGAGUCGCUGGAAUGCAUCUUCGAUGGGCCAUCAACUGUAGGGAACGAGGAGAGUCCUCCGCCUCCUACUACUCCACUCUCCAACCCGUACCCUCAAAGUCCUGUGACCGUCCAGCAGACAGAUGCUGUACCACCCUCCACUCUCAUAAUCCCUGUGAUCCCAAUCUCCACUGUCCCUGCGGAGCCCGCUGUCAUCUCUUCAUCAACGUCACAGGCAAAUCCUCCCCCUGUCGUGGUAAAUACAGAGAGCUUGGAUUCAGCUCCAUAUGUUAAUGGUACCGAGGCUGACUUUGAGUAUGAGGAGAUUACACUGGAAAGGGGGAAUUCAGGCCUGGGCUUCAGUAUUGCCGGUGGCACAGAUAAUCCUCACAUUGGUGAAGACCCCAGCAUUUUUAUCACCAAAGUCAUUCCAGGGGGUGCUGCCGCUCAGGACGGGAGAUUGCGGGUGAAUGACGUGAUUCUGCGAGUGAAUGAUGUUGAUGUUCGGGAUGUGACUCACAGUAAGGCUGUGGAGGCAUUGAAGGAAGCGGGGUCCCUGGUCAGACUAUAUGUUAGGAGAAGAAAGUCUGCUUCAGAGAAACUCAUGGAGAUCAAGCUUAUCAAAGGACCCAAAGGUCUGGGCUUCAGUAUAGCAGGGGGUGUUGGGAAUCAGCACAUCCCAGGAGACAAUAGCAUCUACGUCACUAAGAUUAUUGAAGGUGGAGCUGCACACAAAGAUGGGAGGCUGCAGAUAGGAGACAAACUUCUUGCUGUAAAUAGCUCCUGCCUGGAGGAAGUUACCCAUGAGCAUGCCGUGACUGCCUUGAAAAAUACCCCAGACGUGGUCUACUUGAAAGUGGCUAAACCCAAUAGUGUCUUCAUGAAUGACAGUUUUGCCCCUCCUGACAUCACCAACUCCUAUUCGCAACACAUGGAAAACCAUAUCAGCCCUCCAAGCUAUCUGAGCCAGCCGCUGCCUCCGGUGCAUUCUGGACGCUACUCCCCAACCCCGAAAACCAUGGUGGGGGAUGAUGAUGUAACCAGGGAAGCCAGGAAGGUGGUGUUGCAUCGAGGCUCUACAGGGCUUGGCUUCAACAUAGUGGGUGGAGAGGACGGAGAGGGCAUAUUUAUUUCCUUCAUCCUGGCCGGAGGCCCUGCAGACCUCUGUGGAGAAUUGAGGAAAGGAGACCGCUUGGUGUCUGUGAAUGGAAUAGACUUACGCGGUGCCACUCAUGAACAGGCCGCUGCAACCCUGAAGAACGCCGGACAAACAGUCACCAUCGUUGCCCAGUACAGACCAGAGGAGUACAGCCGUUUUGAAGCCAAGAUCCAUGACCUAAGAGAGCAGAUGAUGAACAGCAGCAUCAGCUCAGGCUCAGGGUCCCUGAGGACCAGUCAGAAGAGAUCACUAUACGUCAGGGCACUGUUUGAUUAUGAUAAAACUAAGGAUUCUGGGCUGCCCAGCCAAGGCCUGAACUUCAAAUUUGGGGACAUACUGCACGUGGUGAAUGCUUCAGAUGAUGAGUGGUGGCAGGCACGGCAGGUCACUCCUCAAGGAGAGGUGGAGGAAAUGGGUGUUAUCCCCAGCAAGAGAAGAGUGGAAAAGAAGGAGAGAGCAAGGUUAAAGACAGUUAAGUUCAACCCAAAGUCGCGAGAAAAAGGGUCCCUCAAUGACAAGCGUAAAAAGAAUCUGUUUUCCCGCAAGUUCCCUUUCUACAAGAACAAGGAGGCGAGUGAGCAGGAAACAAGCGAUGUGGACCAGCAUGUCACCUCUAAUGCCAGUGAUAGUGAGAGUAGUUACCGUGGUCAAGAGGAAUAUGUGCUGUCUUAUGAGCCAGUCUGUCAGCAGGAAGUGAACUACUCACGACCAGUUAUUAUCUUGGGUCCGAUGAAAGACAGAGUAAACGAUGACCUGAUUUCAGAGUUCCCUGACAAAUUUGGUUCCUGUGUUCCUCAUACAACGAGGCCGAAGCGAGAUUAUGAGGUGGACGGGAGAGACUACCACUUUGUUGUGUCCAGAGAGCAGAUGGAGAAAGAUAUACAGGAGCACAAGUUCAUCGAGGCAGGCCAGUACAACAGUCACCUGUAUGGAACCAGUGUGCAGUCUGUCAGAGAGGUGGCAGAAAAGGGCAAACAUUGCAUUCUAGAUGUAUCAGGCAAUGCCAUAAAGAGACUGCAAGUUGCUGUGCUUUUCCCCAUCGCUAUUUUCAUCAAACCAAAAUCAAUGGAGAACAUCAUGGAGAUGAAUAAAAGACUGACAGAGGAACAAGGCAGGAAGACAUACGACAGAGCCAUGAAGUUGGAACAGGAGUUCAUGGAGCACUUCACAGCUAUUGUUCAGGGGGACACUUUGGAAGAGAUCUACGAUCAAGUCAAGCAGAUAAUUGAGGAACAGUCUGGGCCAUACAUAUGGGUACAGUCCAAGGAGAAACUAUGAACGCCUUCAGGAGUUUAUCAUCCCCCUUUCUCUGCCUGGUUUAUUUAUUGAUUCUGUAUUUUUUUUUUCAUUUUGGUAAUCUCAGUUGGGCUUCUCCAGCUGACAGAAUUCACUCAACAGAUUAAUUCCUUAAUCCAGCAUACUUCAAUCUCUGUUCAGUCCUAUAUCUUCACCUCCUACUUCUAGUUCCUCAGUAGCUAUUUCAAGAGAAGAUGAUCUGUCCUCCUCAGAUCUUUACUGCUUCCAUGCUUACAGAAAGCAAAGCUAUGCCGGACCAGCAUGUUUACCAGGGGUUUGGAAACGGUACAGUUCCUUAAUGUUUAAGGGAUGUUACUUUGUAAGGACAAAGACAGCGAUCUGGAUUUUCUGACAAGUCUCUUUUCAUUUUAUCCAUUCUAUUGUUUUUUUUUUGUUGUUGUUGUUGUUUUUUGUGGAAAUGGUAACAUGGAGCUCAAGUCUCAGGCAUCGGAUUCAUUAAAAUGAUGAGAAAUACACAAAAAAGCAAAACUUUGCACGUUGUAGCUUCAAAGACCAGGUGUUCUUCAGCCCUUCUUUCUCAUUGUUCAUUUCCACCAUAGUCCCGUAUAUUCCACACGUUGUUGAUUUUUACCUCUCCCUUGACUGUUGUAUUGGCAUGCUUAUUGUUCUCCUCAUUCUGAUUGUCUGCGUUAUGGAGCCAUUGUGUUUAGAUGAUGUCCCGCUGCACCGAUGUGAGAUGUGUGCCGCCACUGUUAGAAUGUCGGAGUCUACAAUCAGUGUCUUACACGGAGUAUGUUUUCAACACUUUGAUUUACAUUUAGGAAAGUCUGCCAUUUGUAAGGAACUGAUAUUUUUAAGAGGCAAUAAAAUGCCACCGCAUAUGUGGAAGAAAUUUAUUGUACAAUGAGAUCUUAACAGAUAUUUAACCCUCCAUAAACUGCCUAUUUUGUUAUAAUAAAAGUCUAUAUUGAGCUUUACUUAAGCACUAUUAUGAUGGGAGUUAUUUUCUUGACAUCGUAAAAUGUAUAUUACAGCAAGAGAUUUAAAUGAAAUAGUAUGAAUAUAUUUUUCCCCUUUUUCUGUUACCACCCUUUAUUUUCCUAAACUGAAACAAAUGACAAGAUGCAGAGCAGUAAGAGGAAUGUGAAGAAAACAGCCUAGCAGAUGGUUAAUAUGCUAUUUGAAGCUAGUUCUGUCUCUUCCUCCCCUCUGCUCACCAUUUCAACAUCAUCUGCUCCAAGUGUGCUACAUCAGAGUCAUCAUGUGUGGAGAAGAACGUUCCAUCCGUCCCCCUCUCAGACACAAACCGUCUCAAAGGACUGACAAAGCUUUGGCGCAGGGCUGAUGUUAUCCAGCUAGAAGCUCCACAGAGACUCCUUUUUUCUAAACCCGUCCUGGAGAGGGGGUCUUGCCUGCUCUUCCUAUGACAUGAUUGUUUUGUAUACCAAGACUGCUUGUUCUACCACCUCACCACCUCUGCUUUUUGGGGACAUUUUGGGACUGGAAAAAAGAAACAUGUAAAUAACCUACUGAUCUGAUUCAUUCCAUUGAUCAAAACGAACAAGAGAAUGGCUAAUUCAAGAAAAAUAAAACAAAAUCUUUCUCAUACA
Molecule: messenger RNA, 5574 nt
Organism: Cyprinus carpio (common carp)
Lineage: Eukaryota; Metazoa; Chordata; Actinopteri; Cypriniformes; Cyprinidae
Gene: dlg1b
Product: discs large MAGUK scaffold protein 1b
Biological process (GO): neurotransmitter receptor localization to postsynaptic specialization membrane; chemical synaptic transmission
Cellular component (GO): neuron projection; neuromuscular junction; postsynaptic density membrane
Molecular function (GO): kinase binding
Source: RefSeq, a predicted model, not a curated record